AGCUGUCAGUGUCAUUGCGGUAGUGUCAUUUCCGGUUCCAUCCUCUUCGCUUGGGAGAAAAAAAGUGCUCCGUGUUUUUCUGGUAAAAAAGCCAAAAAUAAUUUGCAAAAAUACGCAGAAAUUGUGCAGAAAGACACAAUUUUCAUUAAUUGAACAAGUUCUAUUGUGGAAAAGUUGGAAAAAUGUCUCAGGGCGACAGUCAAAACGGCUCCCACUGGAUUGAGGACCACGAGGAGGCAUACGAUGGUGAAUUUCAGGGUGAUACGCACGAGCUGGAGCACCUCCGGAAGCUGUUUAUCGGUGGGCUGGACUACAGAACGACGGAUGAAUCGCUGAAGGCGCAUUUUGAGAAAUGGGGCAAGGUUGUGGAUGUUGUCGUCAUGAAGGACCCCAAAACGAAGCGUUCCCGUGGCUUUGGCUUCAUCACCUACUCCCGCGCCUACAUGGUGGACGAUGCUCAGGCAGCGCGCCCCCACAAAGUCGAUGGACGCGUCGUGGAGCCCAAAAGGGCAGUUCCGCGGCAGGAUAUUGUGCGUCCGGAUGCGGGGGCGACGGUGAAGAAACUCUUCGUGGGGGGGCUCAAGGAUGAGCACGAUGAGGAGAAUCUGAGGGAGUACUUCUCCAAGUUUGGCUCAGUCAUGUCCAUCAAUGUUCUCACGGACAAGGAGACCGGCAAGAAGCGUGGCUUUGCUUUUGUGGAGUUUGAUGACUACGAUCCCGUGGAUAAAGUUGUCUUGCAAAAACAACAUAGUAUCCGGAACAAGUUGCUGGACGUGAAGAAAGCCCUGUCGAAGCAGGAAAUGGAUCGCAAUCAGGCAUCUGUGGGGGGACGCGGUGCAAGUGGUGGGCGUGGGAAUAUGGGCGGUGGGAGCGGGGGUGGAAGCAGCCGCGGGCAGAACUGGAGUAGAAAUAUGUCAAACAAUGACAAUUGGUCCAAUGGUGGCUACGGGGGCGGCUACGGCAAUCAGGGAGGCAAUGGCAGCUGGAGCAACCAGAUGAAUCCAUGGGACAAUGGACAAAGCCAAGGUGGCUGGAGUCAGGGCGGUGGCAGCUACAAUUCCGGAGGUGGCAACCAGGGUGGGAACUGGGGCAAUGAUAACUUUGGUGGGGGCUACCAACAGAGCUACGGCGGCGGACCCAUGCGUGGGAAUUACAAUCAAGGUGGCAACAGGAUGAAUCCCUAUGGGAACAACAUGGGAGGAGGUGGAGGAAAUUACGGCAUGAACGGAUACAACAGUAAUCAAGGCUAUGGAUCCUCCAACAUGAUGGGGGGCGGUAGCAGCAUGGGUGGAAAUCGACGAUAUUGAAAUUUGGUUCAGCUAUUGGUUCAAUAGGCUGACGAAUAAAGAAAUAAUAGAGAAUAGCUAAACUCUAGAAAAACAAAGGCAGGAGCAUCUCAAGAAAAAUAAAAGUCAGAUGAAUGUAGGCAGAGCGAGAUUUGACAAGAAUGAGAAGUGAGGUCGAGGCAGACAAGAUGGGGAGAUUUUCGCGUAGAGGCGUAUAAAAUAUAUAAAUAUAUUUAGUUUAAAAACGUAUUUAAUACUAUAUUUAGAUAUAAAGAAAAACUAGAGACUAUAUUAUGUAUGUAGUUUUAACACUUUAGAUGGUAUUUCUCAUAAAAAUACUUUUUAAAUGAAAAAAAAAACAAAAAUUAAUAGACUUUGGAAAUGAAAAGAAAUUAUUAAAAUUUAUUUUUUUUAUCCCCUUAAAACAUGUCCAUAUUUUUUCUUUUUUUUUUUCUUAUCACAAAUUCUCCAAAUUGUGGUAGAAGAGAUUACAAAAAAUAAAGAUGAGAGAACAAAAACAAACAAAAUAUCAGAUUAGAUAUUUUCUAAAAGCAGGAAAAAGAAAAGGAUUUAUUAUUUGUACUAUUUAAAAUGACAAAAACAAACAAAAUAAAAUAAAUAAUAAAUAUUAAGAUAAAAAAAUAUAGUAGAAAACGUAUCCAUAAAAAAUACAUUUUAUAUUUCUCAAAUAAUUUAACUAAAAACUUUUUUAUAUAACAAGAAAAAAAUCGUGGCAAUUCUUUGAGAUAUAUAUAUUUUUUUAAAACAUUCUUUCACGUUCGUUUGCAUUUUCCACACAUCACCUCUUUUAUUUAAAAAAGAAAAAAAACUAAAUAUUUGAAUUUUUUUCAUACAAAAUCUGUAUUUAGAUGCAAAACAAAACAAAUAAUAAAAAAAUAGAGAAAAAGAAAUUUAGAAAAAUGAAAGAAUUAUUAGUUAUUAAAAGAUAAAAGAAAACACAAAAGAUAACACAUCAAAUCAAAUUAAUUUAUUGUAUUGAAAAGAAGAGAAGAAAAAGUAGCUAAAAGAAAAAAGAUUAUAUCUUUGUGAAAAGAAUUUCAGUUUAUGUGAAAUUUAAACAAUAGAACAAAAAAUAAGAGAAUGUAGUUCACGAGGAAAUUAUAAAACAUGAUAGAGUAUUAUGAAUAAAAUAUAGAAUAUUAUUCUCUAAA
Lutzomyia longipalpis is the source of this 2458-nucleotide messenger RNA. RefSeq names its product heterogeneous nuclear ribonucleoprotein 87F-like. Lineage: Eukaryota; Metazoa; Arthropoda; Insecta; Diptera; Psychodidae. The record is from RefSeq and is a predicted model, not a curated record. Gene Ontology annotation, molecular function: RNA binding. The transcript has 5 exons. The coding region runs from base 183 to 1307 and encodes 374 amino acids.